Sorex araneus (European shrew) is the source of this 1014-nucleotide messenger RNA. RefSeq names its product olfactory receptor 18-like. Gene Ontology annotation, biological process: G protein-coupled receptor signaling pathway. NCBI's taxonomy places the organism in Eukaryota, Metazoa, Chordata, Mammalia, Eulipotyphla, Soricidae. The record is from RefSeq and is a predicted model, not a curated record. Gene Ontology annotation, molecular function: olfactory receptor activity; G protein-coupled receptor activity. The transcript is spliced from 3 exons. Bases 1 to 1014 code for a protein of 337 amino acids. Gene Ontology annotation, cellular component: membrane.
AUGGAGCUAAAGUCAAAGAAGAAGACUUAUAAGAGAAGGUGUCUCUGCUCUGUGGACCCACAAAAUGGAACAGGGAUCAUGGAAUUCCUCCUCCUGGGGCUCUCCGAUGACCCACAAGUCCAGCCUGUCCUCUUCUGCCUCUUCCUGUCCAUGUACCUGGUCACCAUCACAGGGAACCUGCUCAUCAUCCUGGCCAUCAGCUCUGACCCCCAACUUCAUUCCCCCAUGUACUUCUUCCUCUCCAUCCUGUCCACCGCUGACAUUGGCUUUACCUCCUCCACGGUGCCAAAAAUGAUUUGGGACAUCCACACUCAGAGCAGAACCAUUUCCCAUGCAGGCUGCCUGGUGCAGUUGUCAUUUUUUUAUGUCUUUGGUUGUUUGGACAAUGUCAUUCUAGCUGUGAUGGCUUAUGAUCGCUUUGUGGCCAUCUGCCACCCCCUGCACUAUCCCGUCAUCAUGAACCCCCGCCUCUGUAGCCGGCUGCUUCUGCUGUCUGUUUGCAUCAGUCUGAUGGAGUCCCAGCUACAUUGCCUGAUGAUAUCACAGCUCACCUUCUGCACCCACGUGGAAAUUCCUCAUUUCUUCUGUGACAUUCCUCAACUCCUCAGGCUGUCCUGUGGGGACACCUCCACUGAUAACCUAUUAAUGUAUUUUAUUGCUGCUAUUUUUGGGGGAGUGCCAGUCUCGGGGAUCCUGUACUCUUAUUCCAGAAUUGCGUCCUCUGUUCUGAGAGUCUCCUCCAUGGGUGGGAGGUCCAAAGCCUUCUCCACCUGUGGCUCUCACCUGUCCGUUGUUUGCUUAUUUUAUGGGACAGGCAUUGGGGUGUACCUCAGCUCUGCUGUCUCCCAGUCCCCCAGGAAGGGGGCAGUGUCUUCUGUGGUCUACACAACAAUUGUCCCCAUGCUGAACCCCUUCAUCUACAGCCUGAGAAACAAGGACAUCAAGAGGGCUUUCCAGAAGCUUCUCAGACAGUUGAUGUUACUUUUGGGGGCAUAUUCAGUACUCUACGAGUAG